GUGGCACGCAAGGAUCACGGAGCGGAUUGGUCACUGCACACAUCAAUCGUCGUGACAAGAAAUCACCAAUGUCAAAAUGAGGCUCCUCCACCUGCAAAUUCUUCUUCUCUUGAUUACCACAGAAGUCAUUGCAAACUCUCCGCCAUUCCCAAUAUUCGGACCAUGUCAAAAGCGAUGUAUCACUCAGUUUGGCGAGAUAAAGGAACGCAUCUCGAACACGGACACUUUGUAUCACGAAGUUGAUGUUUUUAACAAGACCGAAUUUUCGCUGUGUAAAUUGGGAUGCAACAGCCCCGACUACACCGAUUUGAACCUGCCUGCGUUUCGCUACGGACAGUCGGCGUUUCAGCAAAUUUCUGCAAAUGUUGACGUGAAACCCCCACGAGAAAACGUGAUCAAAGAUGUGAGCAUUCUGUGCCUGGACAGCAUCCCUUACAUUGCCAAGAACAGCUCAGCAACUACCAGCAAACGGGUAUUUGCUGGAAAAGUCCUAUUUGUGCUGGAUGAUGGAGUCCCUGAAACUGAGAAUGUGUUUUUUGUGGAAGUUGUCGCUCGUGAUGCUGAUGAUGAAGAUACCUAUAUUGUGUAUCAGGAUUGGUGCUACUCCUCUCAUUGCAACUUUACAUUCAAUGCACCAAUUGAAAGCGCAUCUGACUUAGAAGUUCGUCUCAGAGUCUCAACAUUUGACGAAAAUGGAGCCGUUGGAGGGAUUGUUCUCUCCAAAUGGUACAAUAUCAACAACGUUCUCACAAACACCUCGGUAGACAUGUCGUUAAAAUCUGUUGAGUGGAAUGAUGACAAGGCAGCUGCACAUAUGGCAUUCGACCAAGGAACGAGUGUUCAUGUUCCAGCAUGCACGUUACAGAUCAUGUACAAAAAUGGGCUCAGCUCCGAAUAUAAGAGUAUCGACUUUCAAAUGGAUCACACGCGUGAAAUCAUUGUCAAAAAACUCAACUUCAACCAAACGUACACAAUGCGACUUGUACCCGCUAGUGACUCUAAUCAUCCCACAGCUGCACUUGCAACGACAAUGUUCCAAGUCCCAUCAUGCACUGACAUGGUUAACGACAUGAGCAUGUGUGCUCCGCCACCAGUGCAAGCCCUCUACCCACAAUGGAAUUUAACGUCCUCAACCGCUCUUGUUAUCGAAUGGACUUACUUUGCAGAUGGUUCAAUCAAUCAAACACACACAGUUCUUUCAAUGUCUCACUUCAUGUUUUCUGUGCAUCCACUCAUCACUCCAAAUAACAACAAGUGCGAAAAAUACGAGCCCAUUCGCAGAGCAGUAACAUACACCCACCGAAAAGUUGCAUUUUACGUCCCCGAUGCUGAUUGUAACUAUGAGGUAGAAGUAUCUGCAUUCGACAACAAACAAAGACAGAGUGAAUCAAAAAAGAUCAAGAUCAUGAGAGUUAACGAGCCUUCGUAUAUGUCAUUUUUGCUCACAUCUGACAUCCCAACGUCAGUUGGACUAGGAGCUCUCCUCAUUUCCACUAUCAUCGUCCUUGUCCUUAUUGCAAUUCUAUUCAUUCACAAAAGGAGGAAGGCGCCUAAAAAAGUGGAUGACAGUAGUUAUGGAACCGGUGAACGUAUGGUAUACGCAUACGUGGAUACCACUGAUGCAUCAAGAACAGUCAUUGGAGUACGGCCACCAAACUUUAGGCUCGAGCCUGUAGAUCAUAUUAAUAGAAAUAUUGAAGCAGCGUUAGCCCAGCGAACCUAUGGAUACAAUUUGCAGAAUGGAACAAGAAGAGCAAUGUGUCAAAACGAACUGUACCCUUACUAUCAACCACAGCCUCAAAACCGGAUUCCACCGCAUCUUCUCCGUAUGCAACCAAACGGAGUUCCUGGAACAAUGAAGGAAAAUCCAUACGCGACUAUUAUUGCGAUGAGGGAUCCAACAAUGCAGGAACACUCAUACGCAUCGAUUUUGGAUUUCCAUGUGGAUCCAGACUUGAGUGAUGAAGUGUUUGAGGACUCGGCAUCUUCUUCUGAACACAGUAUCACUUCACCGACUUGCAGCCCAUUGGCUCCUAUAGCGUUGUUCGAAUAUUUUGACAAUGUGCCAGCUUAUCCUUGCCAAAAUUUUAAAUUUCGCCAACCAGUCAAACCAGAGGGCAAUCCGCAUUGGAUGAUGACAACUGUAGUAGACUCUGCCAGAAGCCACUGCUACUCCUUGAAAAUUUCAAAGGAUUAUUCUGAACAAACAAUGGCUGCUAUGAGAAAAGAGCUCGAAUUUUUGCAAUCUCUCCCAGCUCACCAAAACUGUGUUCGAUUCGAUGGAGUCUUGAUUGGCAAGUGGGAGUCUAAUCCUUAUCAAGUUGUGGGAAUCCUUAUGGAGAAUUGCCGCGGCGGUUCACUGCAUAACUACAUCAUUUCUGUGGGAUCUGUGCUCCGUCGCCAGGUUAUGGUUACGCCGGUCACUGCAGAUUCAGGAAGACAGAGUCAACAUGACGAUCAUCCAUUGCGAAUCAACAAUGCAUCUCCGAACCCUUCUUCUGGAUAUGAUAGUUUUUCUAGUAAAGAUAGAAAAGCUCCGGAUUGUCAUCAAGACACCGACCCUGCUCAGCACUUUGGAAGGGUUUCAAUUCGAUUCAGUCAGUUUGCGGAACAAAUUUCUUCAGCUCUUGAGCACCUUCACUGUGCUGGAAUUGUCCAUACCAGAGUGACUACCAUUAGUGUGUACCUUCUUCGCGAAUACACUGAUCCACUCGACAUGCUUUGUGAUCAAAUGGUCAAGCUUGGGGACUUUGGAAAUUCUGCUCGUAGUGCAGAUGACGUCAUCAUCGAUCAGAAUCUGCAACCUCCAGAAGUUGCUCUCGGAAAGAAGUAUGAGGCGAAAGGAGAUAUUUGGCAGUUUGGAACCUGCCUUGCAGAGAUGUGCAGCUUAGGUGUGCCGUACCAGGCGCAGAAGCAAAUUCCUGCAUCUGGUCUCGAUGAGUUCGACAAGCUCCCUUCGACAUGUGUGCUCCAAGACGCUGCCAAAAAGUGUCUCAAUGCCAGAAAUCGUCCAUCUGCUUCUGAUCUGCGCGGCGUCUUUCAGACAGAUACUGCACGAAACAUCAAAGCAAUGGAUAUUGCAACAAUGGACCAGAUGAAACAGUCAUUGCUCAUUUAGAAACCAUAUUUUGCAAUCAUUUCAGAUCCCUGUUUAGGUAAUAUAAAACAACAUUUUCAUCAUCUCACUUCGAUUUUUGCUACGGGCAUAUCUCAACAGUUUUUAACUCCGAUAUGUAUGUACCAUGACCUACAAAUUUAUCAAUUGUUUAUUUAAUAAUCCCGCGUGUUCAUUUGUCUAAUCACAGAUUGCAAUAUACAUUGUCCCAUACUUUGCCAACACAACCCUCAUGCCCCUCCAGCCACAUGAUCUUCUAGUCUUCUUCAUGAAAAUUGAAUAUUUGUAGAUAUAUUUCAUUUUGUUAACUUUAUCGAAAAACCAUCCUGUUCUUCCGACGGGUUUAUUGUUUAAUGAAGCCUGCUGCACAAUGUUCUGAAGUCAAUAGCAACAUUUGAGAAUAAAUUAAACUACAA
This is a messenger RNA of Caenorhabditis elegans, 3531 nucleotides long. Its product is annotated as Protein kinase domain-containing protein. The transcript is spliced from 15 exons. Gene Ontology annotation, molecular function: ATP binding; protein kinase activity. The record is from RefSeq and is marked reviewed. NCBI's taxonomy places the organism in Eukaryota, Metazoa, Nematoda, Chromadorea, Rhabditida, Rhabditidae. Bases 77 to 3118 code for a protein of 1013 amino acids.